AUGGCGGAAAACAGCAAAAGCACAGAAACAUUGUCGGAUAUUGAAAAGAAGAUAAGUUCGACUUUUAAAAUGUUUGACUGCUUGUCCAACAACACGGUGGACGUUCGUGAGAUUGGCACCAUCAUCUAUUCACUGGGACGCCACCCCAGUCAGGCAGACAUACACGCCUUCAUAGCUGAGGUGGAAGAGGAUCAUUUAGGAUAUGUUCAUUUGGACAAGUUCCUGCCAGCCAUGACCAAAAUACUAUUGGAAAACAAGUUUCUUCCUGACCAUGAGGACCGUCUUCUUCAGGCUUUUGAGGUUCUGGACAAAGAAAAGAAAGGAUACCUAGAGCCUAAAGAGUUGACAAAUUACAUGACACAGGAAGGUGAACCCUUCACCAACGAGGAGAUGAAGGAGAUGCUAACUGCGCAUGCUGAUCGCAAAAUGAACCGUGUAUACUAUUACAAGAUGAUCAGCAAAUACAGACCGUGA
This is a messenger RNA of Nematolebias whitei (Rio pearlfish), 474 nucleotides long. RefSeq names its product EF-hand calcium binding domain 2 (gene drc8). The coding region runs from base 1 to 474 and encodes 157 amino acids. The record is from RefSeq and is a predicted model, not a curated record. Lineage: Eukaryota; Metazoa; Chordata; Actinopteri; Cyprinodontiformes; Rivulidae. Gene Ontology annotation, molecular function: calcium ion binding. The transcript is spliced from 7 exons.